AUGGAAACAGCAGAGUUAGCAAGAGCGUUUGUCAAUGUGGAAGAGGAAUGCCGGAGGUUGCGCUCUGAAGUUGCAAUCCUCGAGAGGGCCAGGCGCUAUCAGAACGAGGAGCUUUCGUCUUUAACUCUUUCAUCCGAGCAGGGAAAGAUUUUGUCGAAGAAUUUUAAGGGACGCACGAUUUUCAUCCCUAUCGAGGCUGUCGGUGAAGUGAAUAACAAAGCGGGGGAACUUCACUUGUUGGUGAAGGAGCGCGAGCGCCUCCUACGCGAACGGAGUCACCUCGAGGCCGCCCUUCAAGAUGCCACUGUGCGUACGACCCAAGCGGAAGAGGAGAACAACGAGUUCAAAAGGAUCAUUGGGCUAACUGGCGGCGAGACUAUGGCAACCAUAAGGGAGAUGACGGAUGCGGUUGCCCUGAAGAACAAACUGAGGCUCGAUAUCGUGAACGCACUACAGGACCGCGAAGUUAUUCAGGAGACCCUCAAGAAGCAGAACAACUAUCUCUCGAGUAUGGUAAGCGAAUUGUCGACAACCGAUAACAUAGAGAGUGAUCGCGCUAAUGCACUUAACCAGCUUUCUGAGAAGCAGGCAGAAUUGAAGAGUAUCCGUGAUGAGGUGGCGGCGAUGCGGCGCCUCCUGCGUCGGAAGGAGGCCUUGCUGGAGAAGGAGAAACCUGUUGAUGAGUUGGCCCUCAUCAAGAGCGCCGAGACGGACCGUACGGUGGCACUCUACAAGCUUGACAAGGAACGUGAGGCUGUUCGUGUCAAUGAUUUGUCUGUUUGCCACCGAGCAGCGCAGAUCGCCAGACUGGAACGACGUAUUGAGAUGAUAGGUGAUGCAGUUGGGGGCGAUGAGAGCCUGGAAGAGGAGCGUGUCGAUGCAGACCUUGUCGAGCAGUUGCGCAAAGAGAUCAUUUCUCUCUCACGCCUCCACUUUGAUGGCUCCGCGCAUUUGGAGUUACUCGAUUCGGACAUCUCCGACCUGGACAGACGGGCUGCUGGUCUCAUCCGGACGACAGCGAACGUGCGGAAGGAGAUGAAGCGGAUCGGAAAGGAGCACAAGAAGUAUACCAACGCACAGAGGAAGGAACUGGAGGUGGAGCAGGAGGCCACAGAGCAGGAGAUUAAGCAGAUUGAGAAGGAAGUAGAGGCACUCCGCCAGAUGAGCGCCCGCAACGGCCGCUCAAAGCUAAGCCAGUAG
Molecule: messenger RNA, 1200 nt
Organism: Trypanosoma brucei brucei TREU927
Lineage: Eukaryota; Euglenozoa; Kinetoplastea; Trypanosomatida; Trypanosomatidae
Exons: 1
Coding region: 1-1200 (399 amino acids)
Source: RefSeq, a predicted model, not a curated record